AUGAGCGAACAUCUCACAAACCUAAAGAACGCGUUUCCCGAGGAGGUAGUCGACAUACUUGAAGGUUACGACUACGUCGUAGUCGGUUCAGGCGCCGGUGGUGGACCUUUAGCCGCAAAUCUCGCCCGUAAUGGCCAUAAAGUUCUCCUGCUCGAAGCAGGGGAUGAUCAGGGAUCCAACAUUCACCAGCAGGUUCCAGGAUUUCAUUUCCUGUCCACAGAGGACGAGAAAAUGCGCUGGGACUAUUUCGUCAAGCACUAUGCGGACGAGACCCUUGCGGCGCAAGACUGGAAAAUGACGUGGGAGACAACCGCAGGAAAAUCGUAUGUCGGCUUGAAUCCACCAAGCGGAUCGAAGCCGAAAGGUAUCCUCUACCCGCGCGCAGGAACGCUUGGUGGCUGUUCGGCACACAAUGCUUUGAUCACCAUCUAUCCCCACGAGAGUGAUUGGUCAAACAUCGCCAAUGUCACCGGCGACACUUCGUGGAACCCGAAGAAUAUGCGCCAGUAUUUCAGGCGCCUGGAACACUGCGAGUAUCUUCCAAAUGGUACAUCUGGUCACGGCUUCACAGGUUGGCUGCAUACAAACCGCGCUGAUCUGGAAUUAUCAUUGCGGGAUUCUAAUAUCCUUUCUAUCAUCACCGCUGCUGCUACUGCCAUGGGAAACACUAUCCUCGGCCUGGUACCUGACAAAGUUGUCCAACUAUUUGGACUCCUGCAGCGGGAUGUGAAUUCUAGUGAUCCUCAUCGGGAUGUGACAGAAGGCGUCUAUCAUAUACCUCUGGCCAUGAGUCAGGCAAAGCGAAGCGGCACUCGGGACUUUGUCGUGAAUACGGCUAAGAAGUAUCCGCUACAUAUCAGGACAAGCUGCCUCGCUACCCGUGUGCUUUUCGAGGAGAAUUCUGUCAUCAGGAACACACCCAAGGCAAUUGGUGUCGAGUUCCUCGAAGGCGACAGCCUGUACAAGGCUGAUCCACGGUCAAAUUUAUCCGCCGCUGGAACCAAGCACCGCGUCCUCGUCUCUCGGGAGGUCAUCCUUGCGGCGGGCGCCUUUAACACACCGCAGCUCCUCAAGCUAAGCGGUGUCGGUCCGAAAGACGAGUUAGAGAGGUUUGGGAUUCCUGUUGUUAAAGAUAUGCAGGGCGUUGGCACCAAUCUGCAGGACCGCUACGAGGUUCCGGUCAUCGGCAAAAUACAGGAUGACUUCCAGAACAUAGCAGAGUGCACGUUCGGGAAGCCUGGAGACCCAGCACUUAGACAGUGGGAGGACCAGUGCGGACCCUAUCUAUCAAAUGGACUCAAUAUUGGCAUGGUGAAGAAGUCCAGACAUGCUGAUGGGGACCCUGAUCUCUUCAUCUUCGGUGGCCCUACCCUCUUCGAGGGCUACUAUCCUGGGCAUUCUGAACGCGCCACCUUCGACAAGAAACACUUCACGUGGGCCAUACUCAAGGCUCACACGCAUAACCGUGAGGGAACUGUCAGGCUCAACUCAGCCGAUCCUCGGGAUGUGCCUGAUAUCAAUUUCAAUUAUUUUGGCACGAGUGCGGCCGCGAAAGAGGCGUCUGAGCGGGACCUUAAUGCCGUCGCUGAAGGCGUUGGCUUCGCACGCCGCAUCAUGGACAAGAACCUAAUGUUCGAUAAUGAGCCCCCUGUAGAACAGUCACCUGGCCAUGGAGUCUCUUCCGUAGAGCAGGUGAAGCAGUUUAUCAGGAAUGAGGCGUGGGGUCAUCACGCUUCAUGCACCUGCCCUAUAGGGCCAGAUGGAGACCCAAAAGCCGUUCUUGAUUCUCGCUUUCGUGUCCGCGGCGUGAGGAACCUGCGGAUAGUUGAUGCAUCUGUCUUCCCGCGCAUUCCUGGAUUUUUUAUUGUCCUUCCCAUCUUCAUGAUCAGUGAGAAGGCGACUGAUGUUAUUCUUGAAGAUAUUAGCGAGACCCGCUGA
Molecule: messenger RNA, 1938 nt
Organism: Penicillium maclennaniae
Lineage: Eukaryota; Fungi; Ascomycota; Eurotiomycetes; Eurotiales; Aspergillaceae
Product: GMC family oxidoreductase
Exons: 1
Coding region: 1-1938 (645 amino acids)
Molecular function (GO): flavin adenine dinucleotide binding; oxidoreductase activity, acting on CH-OH group of donors
Source: RefSeq, a predicted model, not a curated record